GUGCGCGUCACAAAUCGAUCCUGCUAAUUGCAAACCAACCAAUCACCUCGCUUCUUCCCCGCGCGUCGCAGACCUACACCCAAAACCCUAAUUCUCUCCCUGCCCAGCGGCCUUCGCAUUUCACGCAAACCGUUCGUAGACAGGGUAAGAAAUCCAUUGUUCGAUUGGAAUCUCUUAAACAUAAACAUGUAUAUGGAUCAUUGCAAUCAUAAUUUCAAAUGUUCGAUCUUCGUAUAGAGCGAUAAAAGCGAUGAUGAGACCCGACUUUUCAUCUCCGGGCUCCGUCGUUGCUGGGUCCGCCGUAUGCGGCAAUUGCGGGGCGGUGGAGCGGCUUAUACUUCACGGUAUCCGCCUCCGGGGCAACAUCCGUAAGCUCUGCACUACCUGUGUCCUGAGACUCCACCCUCAAUACUUCUGCCCUACCUGCUUCACCGUCUCCCACCCGUCCCCACCGCGGUCAUCCCAAAACGACGCCGUCUGCUGCUCCAAGUGCUACUCCGUGUCCCAUACCCAGUGUGUGGGACACACCCCGCCCAACCCUUACGUAUGCCCCCUCUGCGUCUCCCCCAACUCCCCAAUAUUCACCCUUAGAAAAGCCACCAAUAUGGAUGGCAAGAGUGGGAAUAGUGAGACUUGCAGGGUCAUUGAUAAAAGUGCAGCGAGAGUUUUGCUGGCUGCUGCUAGGAUUGCCGCUACUUUGAUGAGCAGUGCAGCUGCUUCUUUAAGAAUGGAGGCAGAGAAGAAGGCAAAGGAAGCGGCAUUUUCUAGGAAACGGGCCAGGGAAGCAUUAGAACAUGUGUCCUAUCUAGUGGCUAAGGAGAAGAUGAGAAGGAAUGAGGUUUUGUUAGCUAACAGGAGGGGAAUAGGCGGCAUUGCCAGCAAUAAUGUGAUGGUGAAUCAUCAUAGGGAAAAUAUGGACAGGGUGGAUACAUCUAGUGACGUUUUGGCAGCUUUGAAUAAGGAUCUGGCGGGAGUGCAACUUCCAAACAACAUUGUUCCCAUGGUUGUGGAGGAGAAUGGGGGGUUUUCUGUGGGACCCCACACCCACACUGGGCUGUCAAUUGUUCAGAAUCUUGAUGAGAGUCAUCAGAAUGGAAUGCCAGAGAAUUUGGCUGAAUUUGCUAUUACUAAUGGUGAGGUUGCCUCUUUACCUGCUGCAGAGGAUCCAGAUCAGCAAACAAACCUGAUUCUUUUUGGGGAGCAGAACAAUGGUGUUAAACUAGGUACACCUGAAUGAUACUUUAUAUUGCAAAGGCUUGCUUUUUAAAAGGAUGCUGGUUUUUAUUUUUUGAUCUUGAUAUGAAUGAGGAAUUGCAUAAAUUUUGGGAGUUCGUUUUGCUAGAUAAAGGGUAAUUUGCUCGGAGUAUAGCUUUUGUUUUAUGUUAGAGCGUAGUUCUGUGUAAAAACGCCAAGAACUUGUGAUGUAUUUAUGUAGUUAUGAUGUAUGUAUUAUAAUACUAUAUUUCUACAUGCAUUUCAUUCUCACCCCUCUACUGGAGUCCUGAAACAACUUCAAAUUUUUCAUCAAUUAAUCCCCUCCACAAAGUACUACUUUCCAAUUA
Molecule: messenger RNA, 1562 nt
Organism: Cuscuta epithymum
Lineage: Eukaryota; Viridiplantae; Streptophyta; Magnoliopsida; Solanales; Convolvulaceae
Source: the annotation of a GenBank genome assembly